Molecule: messenger RNA, 1948 nt
Organism: Xyrauchen texanus (razorback sucker)
Lineage: Eukaryota; Metazoa; Chordata; Actinopteri; Cypriniformes; Catostomidae
Product: ras-related protein Rab-5C-like
Exons: 6
Coding region: 293-958 (221 amino acids)
Molecular function (GO): GTP binding; GTPase activity
Source: RefSeq, a predicted model, not a curated record
CGGAAGUGAAGGCCAAGGCCAGUCGACAGGAGACGCUUCAGACGGCUGGAAGGGAAUUUUCACUCAGCCUGUCACACAGAGAUUUGAGAGAGAAAAAGAAAGCCAGCCGCGCUCACGUCUGAAGGUUUGUUCAUCCUGUACGGGCCAGCUCUCCAUCUUUUUCUCUCCCUUUCUCAGCCUGAUUCUCUCUGCCUCCUCUCCUCACUCCUGUCCUCCUCUGAUCUCCAUUGAUCCUGGUUCAGGUCCCCUUUCCCACUCAGAUCGAACCAGCCUUCUUUUUAUCCUCUGUCGCAUGGCGGGGCGAGGUGGAACAGCGCGGACCAAUGGUGCCGCCCCCGUCGGGAACAAAAUCUGCCAGUUUAAACUGGUCCUACUUGGAGAGUCGGCCGUGGGCAAGUCCAGCCUGGUGCUGCGCUUCGUCAAGGGUCAGUUCCACGAGUACCAGGAGAGCACCAUUGGAGCUGCAUUCCUCACACAGACAGUGUGCCUGGAUGAUACAACAGUAAAGUUUGAGAUUUGGGACACAGCCGGACAGGAGCGAUACCACAGCCUCGCCCCUAUGUACUACAGAGGAGCCCAGGCGGCCAUUGUCGUUUACGACAUUACUAACACAGACACAUUCACUAGAGCAAAGAACUGGGUCAAGGAGCUGCAGCGUCAGGCAAGUCCAAAUAUCGUCAUCGCUCUUGCCGGUAACAAGGCAGACCUGGCCAACAAGAGAGCCGUUGACUUUCAGGAGGCACAGGCAUAUGCUGAUGAUAACAGCCUACUGUUUAUGGAGAUGUCUGCAAAGACUGCCAUGAAUGUGAAUGAGAUCUUCAUGGCAAUUGCCAAGAAGCUUCCGAAGAAUGAACCACAGGGCGGGGCAGGGAGUGGCGGACGGGCUCGGGGAGGUGUUGACUUGCAGGAGGCAGCACCUCAAGGAAGAAGCAGCCAAUGCUGUGGAGGCGGGAACUAAGCACUGGACCAAUCAGCUGGCAGAUGCACCCAAGAACUGAUACAGAUACACAAACAUAGUAUGAACCCAUAGUGUGAGAUCCAUUCACUUAUUACCCAGCUCUAAACUAUGGCCAGCUAGACUGUAACAUACAGGCCAGCAGUUUCUACUUCGGAACUGGAAAAGCGGCCCAUCGAUACCCCUUGUAAAUCAACACAUUAAUCAUUCAACCAGUUAUACCUCCUAACAAUACAGGCAAAUAGAUAUAUACACACACAGAAGCUACGACAUGUGUCUGCCAGCUAUGAUUUCAAAGUCAGUUUAUUUGUCUUGUUUAGAGUUUUGACUACAAAAAACAUUAUGGAACAAGGAGAAAAAUGUGAUCAGUUCUUACCAAUCACACUUAAACAAAAGCUUUGGUAUUCUCUUUUCAUCAAAGAAGUUGUAACUACUGCUGGUGGGGAAAAUAAGUCUUCUCUCCUUUGUACAGUAUUUCCUUGGCCUCUCAUUUGCUCUUGUUUGUAUGAAAAAUUCAGUGGUGAGGCCACUAUUUAAACUUGCUCUCCCUUUUAGUGGAUGCAUACUGCCAGUAUUGAGUUACACCUCAUCUUCUGCUCUCCUUGAUCACAUCCCUUCUUUCUUAAGAAACUAUGUUUGAUGGAGAGGGGGACAAAUUGGGAAAUGAGAGGACAGGCUAUUUUCCAUCGAUGUCCAGUGCUUCUGUAGAUUCUGUAUUUUUCUUUUGUAUUAGUCACUCUGACAUCCACUACUCCAGCACAAAUUAAUUAAUUUUAUGAUUUGAUAGGCUAGACUUCUUUCUAAUCAUUUACAUAUAUCUACUUGUAUACCUAUAGUGCAAUAACUGGUGGUUUAACUCCAUUGUAGUGUGUUUUUCUUUGCAUUAAUGAAACAAAACAUGAAAUCAUUCAGACAUGGAUUAAAUAUAUAUGAAUGACAAAAUCAGCCUCCUCUGACCAAAUUCACAAUUACUGAUGUUGCUGUAUUUGUGCU